Messenger RNA from Lactuca saligna, 1099 nucleotides. The record is from the annotation of a GenBank genome assembly. NCBI's taxonomy places the organism in Eukaryota, Viridiplantae, Streptophyta, Magnoliopsida, Asterales, Asteraceae.
AAAUUACUAAAAUCUGUUGGGUGUUGCAAUAAGAAAAAAAAAAAAAAGUAAAGAAGUGAAAAAUGAAAAUCGUAUCAAGAGCAAAGAGGGGUGUAUAAAGAGGUCCCACAACCAACCAGCCUCGGGUUAGCUUAUUUUGUCAGCCAAGUAGAGAGAGAGAGAGAGAGAGAGAGAGAGAGAGAGGAAGAGGCGUUCCAACAGUGAGAGCGGAAGGUAGCGAAGGGCGAAGGCGGAGAAACAAAUGGAUCCAGACGCGUUGUCGAAAGCAUUCGUGGAGCAUUACUACUCCACCUUCGAUACCAGUCGCGCUGGUUUAGCUAACCUUUACCAAGAGACUUCCAUGUUGACUUUUGAAGGUCAGAAGAUCCAAGGCUCUCAGAACAUCGUUAACAAGCUCACAUCUCUCCCUUUCCAGCAGUGCAAACAUACCAUCACCACCGUCGAUUGCCAGCCUUCUGGACCUGCCGGCGGUAUGCUCGUCUUUGUCAGCGGCAAUCUCCAACUUGCCGGAGAGCAACACGCUCUUAAGUUCAGUCAGAUGUUCCAUUUGAUGCCAACAGCACAAGGAAGCUUUUAUGUGUACAAUGACAUAUUCCGCUUGAACUAUGCUUGAGGUUUGGUUUGAUUUGAUUUGGGUCUGUAUGUCUACAGCUACAACUAAAGGUGGUGUUGGAGUUGGGACCAAUUCCAGAAUGUGGUUAUUUACUUUUUGGUGUUUUAAGAUAUCAUUGAACCAUCCGAAAGAAACUUGUGUUUUAUGACUCUUGCCUAUUUGAUAACUGUAAUUUGAUGAAUUUGUUUGGUUGUAUAUGGCUUGGCUUGGCUACUUGUUAAAUGUUGUUGAAAGUAAGCACACACUACUAGUCUCAAAAACACAGUGUUUGCUUUUUUGUAAGUUGGAGCACAGUAGAUAGAAUGAUAUAUCCAUGAUACGGAUCGGAUGAUAUUUAAUCUUUAUUAAUCACUACUACUAGUAGUAGUAGUUGGUAUCAGGACUAAGUUUGAAUCAACUGAUGACAUUUGUGUUGUGGUAGGCUGGUAAGCAAGCAUGAUCUUGACUUUGUUUAAACUAUAAAUUUGCAUUGAAGGAUCAAAACAC